CAACAGAUUAGUUAACUUGGAUUCUAACCAAGUGUCAGUCAUUUCCAACUGUUAAAAUAGUAGCUGGUUUGACGGACAAUUUAACUAAAUGAGUCAAUUGUGUUAACGGGUCAGUUAAGCCCCAGAGAUUCUGUUUCUGUGAAAGCCUGUUAGUUACUGUAAAAUCUUAACUGUCUUUCCUGUGGCUACACUUUCAGUUUCACUCUAGCUAUUACAGUGGUUGAUCCCGGAGGACUGUUCACUGCCGGGAAUCUAAAGAUUUUCCUCAUCAAUGUCAACAACAAAGACCCAGUUCUCACCUGCAGGUUAUUCAAUAUUGAAAAUGAUGUCUUGAGCGUUACUUCUAUAAAGUCGACUCAGCACGAUAAAGUCAACAUCACAUUGGAUGAAGAAAUCCCAAUUGGGAAAACGAUUGGCCUGUGUCAGGCCACCGAUGAGGAUGAUUUGGGAGAGUUAACCUUUGGACUAGAUCCGUGGAAUGUUUACUUUGCAAUUGACAAAGAGCACGGGACCAUGGUGACCGCUGCACGCCUUGAUGUGGAGAGGGCUGGGUUUGCACGCGUUCAGUCCUUCUCCAUCAAGGCCUGUGACCAGGAGCAGCGGUGUGCGGCAAUUCUAGUGACGGUUUAUGUCCACGGCAUCAAUGACAACCCCCCUUUCUGCGAUCAGGAUCUGAUUAGGUUCACAGGCAAAGAGGUGAUUGCAAAUAAUACAGUAGUUUCAAAGCUCUUGUGUCAUGACCUUGACGAGCCUCCUGAUAGGAUUCACUAUGUUCCACGCUCAGGGCCAGUGGGGCCUGGACAGCUCUUCAAGCAAGUGCCGAUGGCUGAAAACUGGGUCCAGGUUGCCAAAGAAAUGGAUUAUGAAGACCCAGAGAUGAUUGCUGCUGGACACACCUAUGAAAUGACAAUUUCAGUAUUUGAUGACCCACAUCCCUCCCACACGGUAACUGUGAUGAUCAUUGUUCAGAUUGCUCCGGCCAAUGAUUUCAGCCCCGUGUUUAAAGCUGCGCACUACUCAUUCUCCGUUCCAGAAACAUCAGGAGCUUUCUACAAAGUUGGAAGAGUGACCGCCAUUGAUGAAGACUACCCACCAAACUGUGUUACGUACAAAAUAGCUAGUGGUGACAUUCAAGUUAUACAAAGAUUCUGGAUUCACCCUCGCUCUGGAAUGAUUGAGCUCACCACCCAGCCAGACUACGAGUCUGUGAAGCAGUAUAACCUCACGGUGGAAGGUGUGGACUGUGACAGACUUCAUCCUCGCACAGCGAUGACCGUGGUCACUGUAGACAUCGAAGAUGAGAAUGACGAGGCACCUGUCUGCACACCCUCUCUCUCUAAGGCCGUCAUUUUUGACAAUGUUGUUCCUGGGACAAAUGUCAAUGGCUUCAAACUAAACUGCCACGACAGAGAUUCACAAGAUUUUGAAAUGCGCUUUGAGAUAGUUUCUGGAAAUGAGAACCAUCACUUCGGAUUUGACCCAACUCGAGGUUCAAAUACUCCAAGAUUAAUUGUGAAGAACGCUUUUCACUUUGAAUCUGGAGCUGAAUUGCAGCGGCAGUACCAUCUUGUGGUCCACAUAAUUGAUGACAACUUGAAAUAUGGCAAAGCCACCAAGCCUAGGACAGGCACUGCUAUUAUGGAUAUUUAUGUGGCAAGGGCCAGUGUGCCACCUUCUGCAACCACCAGUUCGGAACAAAGAAAAGGCCUGACCGUCGUGUACACAGCCAUCAACACGUACACCUCCAGGGGCUGGUACAUUCCUUUCAUCUUCACUCUGAUGGCUGUUUUCUUUGCCGGGUUGGCGUCCUGGGUAUGCUUCCUGCUCUGGAGAUCCAGAAGCACCUUGAAAUGCUGUCAGAAGAUGGCCAAGCAAGUCUCCAAGCCCAAGCCCAAGGGUAUAAAGUAUAUUGCAGGAGAUAAAAAUCAAAUGGAAAAGAUUGUCAUGGAAAACAGGAAUAAAAAACUAAAAGUAUUAACAGAAACCAUUGUGUAUGAAACUAUAUUUGAUGGAGAAGCCAUUGAUCCAGUCUCUGGGAAUGUGUAUGAAUAUAACAGCAGAACAGGUGCACGGAAGUGGAAGAAGUCCCCCGGGCACCAGGAGGCAUCCUUGGAGGGCAUGUACACCCUCCCCGAAUCCCACUCUUUAGAGGAGUCCACGUCCUUAAGGAUUCCCAUGCAGGACUAGCACUUCCGGUAUGGCUGAAUGGCUGCUGGUUUGGUGUGAGUCACUCUCAUGGCAAUUUUUUUUCCUGGCUAUUUAAUGAAAUGACAGAUGUGAGGCCAGCUGCUUUGUUUAUAGCUUUCUGGAAUCCUCCAGUUCAGGGCAUCAGGGUGAGGACAGCAGGACUGGUCGACCCUGAAUCUCUAAAUAGCUUUGCUGAAAACUAGAGAUUAAACUGAUGCAUGUUCACGGCCUGACUUUGCCCAGUGGAAGGUGUGCUUGUUACGACUGGAGCCUGUUUUGCUCACUGCUACAGCCCCAGUAGAUGGUUGGCACAGUGGGGACUCCAUACACAUUUAGUGAAUAAAUGAAUUUGAGUAUAUAAAUCCAGAUCUCUUGCCUUUAAUUCAAAUUCCUUAUUACUCCUAUGUCCCACAAAACAGAAAUGGGAAUUGUCUUUAGAGAAUAACUUUUUUGGUUUCUAGUAGUCAUAAGAAACAAA
Messenger RNA from Pipistrellus kuhlii (Kuhl's pipistrelle), 2665 nucleotides. RefSeq names its product cadherin-related family member 3-like. The record is from RefSeq and is a predicted model, not a curated record. The transcript has 14 exons. Gene Ontology annotation, biological process: calcium-dependent cell-cell adhesion; cell morphogenesis; adherens junction organization. Gene Ontology annotation, molecular function: calcium ion binding; cadherin binding. NCBI's taxonomy places the organism in Eukaryota, Metazoa, Chordata, Mammalia, Chiroptera, Vespertilionidae. Gene Ontology annotation, cellular component: adherens junction; catenin complex; axon terminus. The coding region runs from base 514 to 2187 and encodes 557 amino acids.